UCACUGUAACAAUCUUUUUUCCUGGGAUUCUCCGAUUCUCCGGCGGAUUGUGAUUAGGGAUUGGCCGUUGGCGAUUUGGGGUUCCGGCAAGAAGAGAGAAGAAAAGAGAUUGGUCUCCGAGGAUGGUUUGCGCCAAGUGCGAGAAGAAGCUGACGAAGGUGAUAGUUCCCGAUAAAUGGAAGGAAGGAGCUUCCAACACCUACGAAAGCGGCGGCCGGAAGAUCAACGAGAACAAGCUCCUCUCCAAGAAAAACCGAUGGACACCUUAUGGAAACACCAAGUGCAUGAUCUGCAAGCAACAAACGCACCAGGAGGCCAAGUACUGCCACACCUGUGCCUAUACCAAAGGAGUCUGUGCAAUGUGCGGUAAGCAAGUCUUGGACACGAAGGUUUACAAACAGAGCAAUGUAUGAUCCGAACCUGGGGAAUAACAUGUGCUACAAGCUCAAGCGAUGCAACGGAGACAAAUCAUACAACUUGGUUGUUUUUCGUGCUUGCGUGUCGGAUAAUUUGCGAGUUCGAUUGAUGCAUUGAAACCACCUUGUAACUAGUGUACUUGACAUGAUAUCAAACUGUAGCUGUAAAGAUGAUGAUCUUAAUUCAUUUUCAAUGGAACUCAUGUUCUGUUCCUUAGCCGUAAUUGACAAUUCAAUAAACUAUCGGCGAAAAUGCUAGUCC
Molecule: messenger RNA, 678 nt
Organism: Linum tenue
Lineage: Eukaryota; Viridiplantae; Streptophyta; Magnoliopsida; Malpighiales; Linaceae
Source: the annotation of a GenBank genome assembly